GUGCAGCCCGUUAGGCCCCGGGGGCUGUGGACUGACCCGGGCGGUGGCCCCGGAGCUUCGGUUGGGCAUCACAGCGGGACCGGUUCCCGCCGCCAAGUGAGCAGUCGUGGCCCGGGGCGUCGGCCCUGGUCAUCCGCAGAAAACGCGUCGCGGCCCGCGGGCUCUGGCUUCUGUGGACUCUAUGCUUCUCUUGGUUGACCAGUUCUUGAAUUUCUAAACCAUGGCCCAUGGAUCAGUGAUGUUCAGUGACAUAUCCAUAGUCUUCUCUCAGGAAGAGUGGGAAUACCUGGACUUGGAACAGAGAGACUUGUACAGAGAUGUGAUGUUAGAGAACUACAGCAACUUGGUCUCACUGGGAUGCUUCAUUUCUAAACCAGAUGUGAUUUCCUUACUGGAGCAAGGAAAAGAGCCCUGGAAAGUUAUGAGGAAAGGAAGAAGACAAGAUCCAGAUUUAGAGACCAGGUAUGAGACUAAGAAGUUAUCUUCAGAAAAUGAUGUUUGUGAAAUAAAUUUAUCCCAAUGGAAGAUAAUGGAAAGAAUUAAAAGUCACAGCCUUAAGAGUCUCAUUUUAAAAAAUGGCUGGGAGACCAAAAGAAAAUUUGAAGGACAAGAGGGACCUCAAGAGGAAUAUUUCAGUCAAGUGAAAAUUCCAUCUGAAAAAGUGUCCUCCUAUCAGAAACGCACAUCUGUAACUCCACAUAGGAGAAUUCAUUUUGUUGAUAAACCCUAUGAAUGUAAGGAAUGUGGGAAGGCUUUUAGAGUGCGUCAACAACUUACUUUUCAUCACAGAAUUCAUACUGGUGAAAAACCCUAUGAAUGUAAGGAAUGUGGGAUGGCCUUUAGACAGACUGCACACCUUACUCGACAUCAGAGACUUCAUUCUGGUGAAAAACUCUAUGAAUGUAAGGAAUGUGGAGAAGCUUUCAUAUGUGGCCCAGAACUUAGACUACACCACAAAAUUCAUAUUGGUGAGAAGCCCUAUGAGUGUAAAGAAUGUGGGAAGGCCUUUAGAGUACGAGGACAACUUACUCUUCAUCAGAGGAUUCAUACUGGUGAGAAACCCUAUGUAUGUAAAGAAUGUGGGAAGGCCUUUAGACAAUAUGCACAUCUUACUAGACAUCAGAAGCUUAAUAUUGCUGACAAACUGUAUGAAUGUAAAGACUGUGGAAAGGCUUUUUUGUGUAGCUCUGGCCUUAGAGUACAUCACAAACUUCAUACUGGUGAGAAACCCUAUGAAUGUAAGGAAUGUGGGAAGGCUUUUAGGGUACGACAACAACUAACACUUCAUCAGAGAAUUCAUACAGGUGAGAAACCCUAUGAAUGUAAGGAAUGUGGAAAGACCUUUAGUCGUGGUUAUCAUCUUAUUCUCCAUCACAGAAUUCAUACUGGUGAGAAACCUUAUGAAUGUAAGGAAUGCUGGAAGGCCUUUAGUCGUUACUCACAACUUAUUUCACAUCAGAGUAUUCAUAUUGGUGUUAAACCUUAUGAUUGCAAGGAAUGUGGGAAGGCCUUUAGACUACUUUCACAACUUACACAACAUCAAAGUAUUCAUAUUGGUGAGAAACCCUAUAAAUGUAAGGAAUGUGGGAAGGCCUUUAGAUUGCGCCAAAAACUUACCCUACAUCAGAGCAUUCACACUGGCGAAAAACCCUUUGAGUGUAAGGAAUGUAGGAAGGCCUUUAGACUUAAUUCAUCCCUUAUUCAACAUCUGAGAAUUCAUUCAGGUGAGAAACCUUAUGAAUGUAAGGAAUGUAAGAAGGCCUUUAGACAACAUUCACACCUUACCCAUCAUCUGAAAAUUCAUAAUGCAAAAAUGUAAUUCUUUUCAUUCCUGUGUUAUAGAACAUUCUGUGAAUGUAGUAAUUAAUCUGUUUUGUUCUAUACAUGCAACUAACUUGGUAUAAGAGGUUUUAUACCAUUAAAAUAAUGUAUUAAUGUAAUGUAUUCCACAAUCACUCAAACCUGAAACUUGAGCACAUUUUGUUCUAAACACAUUACAUUAUUAAAACACAUGGGGAAGACACUUACCAUCUUUAUCCCAUGAAUUUCCUACUUGUGUCAUAUUGAACAAGAUGUUUAACUGCUCUACAGUAUAAUUUCUUCAUUUGUAAAAUGAUAAUAUACAAGUGUGGUAAAGAUGGCUGCAAAUUCUUUGACACUCUUUCCAUCAAGAGGUGGAAUCUACAUCUCCUCCCUUAAAUAUGGACAGACUCUGUGACUGUUUUGCCCAGUAGGUAGUAGAAGUACUGCUGUGCUGGUUUCUGGACCCAGGCUUUACUGGUAGCAUUAUUUCAUCUCUUGAAAUACUCUCUCAAGCCCUCAACUUUCAUGUUAAAAAGUCUGGCUACUUUGGUGAAGAGACAACGUAGAGAGAGGCAACUUGCUGAACUCAGUCUUCCAGACAUCUACCAAGACACCAGACAUUGAAGUGAAAUAGUUUUGGAUCCUCCAGACCCCAUCAGCCAAAUGACCUUGAAUGACCUCAGCUGAUGCUAUAUAGAAGAAUGACCAGGUGAGCCCCUGCCCAAAUUCCUGACCCACAAAAUAAUGACCUAUAAUAAAAUGGUGGUGGUUUUAAGCCG
Messenger RNA from Microcebus murinus (gray mouse lemur), 2582 nucleotides. Lineage: Eukaryota; Metazoa; Chordata; Mammalia; Primates; Cheirogaleidae. The record is from RefSeq and is a predicted model, not a curated record.